UAGACACAAGUGGUUUCGAGAAAUAGAUGAGAAAUUAUGUGAAAAUUGUGCAGUGUACCGAAUGGAACAAGUUUGCUCUUCCUGCCUGUUUCCGCUUUGCAUAUCUUUCAUACCAUCUUAAGACUUCCUCUGAGUAUUUUCAUAAAAAGCUGCACCUGCCCAGGCACCUGGGUCUGAUAGAAGUGAAGUGCUUGUGUUAUGUCAUGUUAUGUUCAUAUUUCACAUUAUGAAGUGGUGGUGGGCAGCAUGCUGGUCUCAUCACUGUCACUGGCGUCACGUUCUGCUACACUACAACGUGGAUUUUGCGACACUGUCAGCACCUUAUUUAUUUUUAAAAAAUGAGCGUUAUUGUUGCUGUGAUAACAAGCACUUAAAGAGAUAAACAUUUGCUCAUAACACUGGAGUUACAUCCAGGAACCACUGUUUUUAUUCACUAUCAUCAACUAACAGACAUACUAACAUGGUAAAAACGUUGGUCAUGGCCAAACCUGUGCCGUCUGGUCCAGCUCCCACUACCUGACUUGAACUCAGUGGCAUGUUGACUUCAUCCAACACAAAAGGAGCAGCAGGACUACACAGUUUUUUAAGUGGAGAAAAAGGAAAACAAUCUCAACCAAUAGAAAUCUCACCCCUGAACCUGGGCUUGUGGCCGAGAGAGCGUGCGGGCAGAUAAAACCUGCAGCAGACGGCACCUUUUUGGUCAACAAUAUUUAUGAAGAACAAGGAUAUUUGACUUAACCAAGGCUUAAUGUCCCAGUGAGUCAGAGUUUAUUUCCAAGGUCUAACUUGACGAUGCUGUGAUAAUAAAAGCACUGUAAUGGUUUAAAAGAGAGUGCCUGGAGUUGUUUUGGAAGUGCUCUUAUCUUUAUGUAUUUUGGUAAGUAACUCCAUAUCUUAUUAUUUAUUUAUUUUUUUUAUCUGUGUCUACUUUGCUGUCUUGAAUCCAUAACACUAAAGCUGGUAUUACACCUAAUCUUAUUACACAUCAUCCUACAGUGACAGUGAUGUUUACUAUGUGUGGACACACUACACAGUGACAAAGACAAAGAAUCUGUGAGUAACUGAACGAGACGCAAAGACUAUCAAGAUGUCUGGCUCUACCCAGGAAGAAGAGGAGUUGCCUGCCAAUCAUACAGGUCCAAAAGGUGUAAUUAAUGACUGGCGAAGGUUCAAACUGGACAGUGUGGAUCAGACUGUCCCUCAAAGCAAAAGAGAGCUGCUCAGACAAAUGUCCAGUCCACGAGAGGACGACAAGGAGAGACUCAACAGAAAGAUGAGCGUUCAGGAGUACGAACUGAUCCAGGAAGAGGAUGAACGCUGCCUGAAACGCUACAGGAAACAAUGUAUGCAGGAAAUGCACGAGCGCCUGAGCUUCGGUCCGACGUUUGAAACAGUCUACGACCUGGAAAGUGGAGAGGACUUCCUGGAGGUCAUAGAGAAGGAACAUCGGUUGACCCUUGUGGUAGUUCAUAUCUACCAGCACGGUGUCAAAGGCUGUGAUCAGAUGAACUCAUGUCUGGACUGUCUGGCUACAGAGUACAGCAGUGUUAAGUUUUGUCGCAUCGAUGCGGUGGCGUCAGGUGCUGCUGAGCGCUUCUCCCCUGAGGUUCUUCCUGCUCUGCUGGUGUACAAAGCUGGUGAGUUACUGGGUAAUUUCCUGGCUGUUACCAAACACUUCAGUGAAGAUUUCUUUGCAACGGAUGUGGAGGCGUUUCUCAAUGAAUACAGCUUGUUACCCGAGAAGGAGUUUGCAGCGUGUGCUGAUGAGGAGGACGAGGGAGGAGAUGUGGAAUAGAAUGAAAAGGACAGAGGAAAGGAAAGGGCGUGAUAGUUAAGAGAAAAGGAGGACUUGUAGUGAAGGGGAGUGGAUAAAAGCAGAGUAAGUGGAAACAGAAGGAGGAAAUGUACUGGAAAGGAGAGCUGAGAAAAGGAAAUGGUUAAAGAACUGAAAACACGCACACACACCCUCACACACAGGGGUUAAAAAAAGCAUUUACAUUGCAUGUGCAGAUGAACACACACAAUAGUAAAAAUCCAUCAGAACACACUGACUGCUGAUUAUAUUUAGAAGCAAUUAGUUGUAAAUUAAUGUGGCAAUGUGAAAUACUGCUUCACAGUCACAUCAGAGCUCUACAAUAAAUGACUUCUUUACUAAGGUG
Messenger RNA from Acanthopagrus latus (yellowfin seabream), 2159 nucleotides. RefSeq names its product phosducin a (gene pdca). The coding region runs from base 1088 to 1795 and encodes 235 amino acids. NCBI's taxonomy places the organism in Eukaryota, Metazoa, Chordata, Actinopteri, Spariformes, Sparidae. The record is from RefSeq and is a predicted model, not a curated record. Gene Ontology annotation, biological process: regulation of G protein-coupled receptor signaling pathway. The transcript has 7 exons.